GAAUUUUAUGUCUUAAACCCUAAAAACCUCUGUAAUCUCUCACCCCUCCGAGGAGGCUUUCAUUUUUGUCUCUGAAAUGGGGAAAAAGAGCGCUAACCAGAAACAGAAGGUAAUCCUACCGCCGGAACUUCCACCAGAGGUUACCGAGGAGGAAAUUGAGGUCUCCGAUGAGGACUUGCAGUUUGUCAACAAGAACCGAGACUAUGCUCGCUUCGUUACCGGUCUAGACACUCAAUCCAUUACCAAGCAUGUUACGCGUGUUGCUGAUGUUGAAGAAGAUGCUUUGGAGGCAUUAUACGAGAAACGUUUGCGCAAGAAGUCACUGCAGAAGCCCGAGGAGGAAAAUAAGCUCCAGGUUCAUCGUGUAGAUGCCCUUCCUGUCAAAACACUUGACGGGAAACUCUACUACCGAACAUCAAAAACAUCCGAUGCACCUGAAAAUGAUGGGAAGGAUGGGGUAGUCGAUGAGGAACAGGUCGAUAAUAGUAUAUUGAAGUUAACCAAAGCAGAAAAGAGGGCAAAGCUGAAAAAAAUUAAGAAGGUUGCCAAGAAACAAGAGGAGUUAACGAAAGCUGAAGAAGUUCAACCAACCCCACAAGCAGCAGUUCUGGCCGAGGUGAAAGAGGAUCUCACUGCUGAAAAGGCAUUUGAAAGUAAGAAGCAGAAACUUGCAGAGCUAGGAAUUGAAUUGCUGGCAGAUCCAAAUUCCAAUAUUAAAUCUCUGAAGGAGAUGCUACAGAUUGCUAAGGAUAGUGAUCAAGCAAUUGUGAAACUUGGACUUCUCUCAUUAUUGGCUGUUUUUAAAGACAUUAUACCUGGUUACCGGAUUAGGCUUCCCACAGAAAAGGAGCUAGAAAUGAAAGUAUCCAAGGAUGUUAAGAAAAUGCGGUAUUAUGAGUCCACUCUUCUUACUGUUUAUAAGGGAUACCUACAGAAGCUAAUAUCAUUAGAAAAGACGACGUCAUUUCAGCACGUAGUUAUUCGCUGUAUUUGUACUUUGCUUGAUGCAGUUCCCCACUUUAACUUUCGGGAGACGUUGUUAGGUAUAGUGGUGAAAAACAUAAGCUCCCCUGACGAUGUUGUAAGAAAACUUUGUUGUGGUGCUAUUAAGUCUUUAUUUAUCAAUGAGGGAAAGCAUGGUGGUGAAGCGACUGUGGAGGCUGUUCGGUUGAUUGCUAACCAUGUGAAAUAUCAUGACUGCCAAUUACACCCUGAUUCCAUCGAGCCUUUCGGACAUUUAACAUUUGACGAGGAUCUGGGGAAAGCAGAAAAGACAGACGAACAUAGUAAAGUGAAGAACAAAAAACAUAAGAAAAUAAAGAAUCGCAAGGAAUCAAGUAAUUUGCAAGGGAAUGAUGGAAGACAAAGUAUGAGGACAAAGAUAACAGAAGAGGUUGCUGCUGAUUACAGGGCUGCUUCUCUUGCCCCAGAUGUGAUGAAGCAGAGAGAGAUGCAAUCAGAUACACUCUCUGCCGUGUUUGAAACAUAUUUUCGGAUCUUAAGGCAUACAAUGCAUUCAAUUACUGCUAAGCCUGAAGCAAGUAUUACUGCAUCUACCACUAGCCCAUUUGGAUCCCAUCCUCUGCUUGCUCCAUGUUUGAAUGGAUUGGGGAAAUUCUCACAUCUCAUCGAUUUAGAUUUCAUGGGUGAUCUUAUGAAUUAUCUGAAAAGGCUUGCUUCUGGUGGUGAUAAUUCUUCUGAGAAACAGUCGCAAUGUUUGACUGUGCCUGAGCGUCUUCAGUGUUGCAUUGUGGCGUUUAAAGUAAUGAGGAAAAACCUUGAUGCUUUGAAUGUUGAUCUGCAGGACUUUUUUGUCCAGCUGUACAAUAUUUUACUCGAGUACAGGCCUGGGAGAGAUCAUGGUGAAGUGUUAGCUGAAGCUUUGAAGAUAAUGCUGUGCGAUGAUAGACAGCAUGACAUGCAAAAGGCAGCUGCAUUUAUUAAGCGUUUGGCUACUUUCUCAUUAUGCUUUGGAUCCGCAGAGUCGUUGGCAGCCUUGGUCACCGUAAAGCAUCUUCUUCAGAAAAAUAUCAAGUGCCGCAACCUUUUGGAAAAUGAUGCUGGAGGAGGCUCAGUAUCUGGCUCAGUUGCGAAAUAUCAGCCGUAUGCCUCCGAUCCAAAUUUAAGUGGUGCCCUUGCAUCUGUUCUUUGGGAACUUGAUCUUCUGUGGAAGCAUUAUCAUCCAACUGUCUCAACAAUGGCUGCAAGCAUAUCAAGCAUGAAUAAUGCUCAAAACCAAGUUUAUGUCGCCACUGUUUCUCCUCAACAGGCUUUCAAAGAGUUGUCGUUGGAACAGGAGUCUUUCAACCCACAAUUUAACGUCAGAAAAGCUAACAAGAGAAAAAGAGGUAGCGAGUCUUCUCAGUCUUCUCUCGAUACGUGCAGUGCCAUUGACGAAAAUGAGGUGAAGGAGAAGCUUUCAACAAGAUUCAGUCUUCUCCGGGAUAUCAAGGAAAACGAAAGAUUGAGGGCCGACUUGGGCCGCACCACUCUGUCUUUGCAGCUAUAUGAAGAAUACAAAAGGCAGAAGAAAAGAACUAAAAAGUCAAGAAAUAUUUGAGCAAUGGUGAAGGCAAAAAAUUUUGAUAGUUUUUCCUUUUUAAAUUUAUUCUGGUUCUGAAUUCUUCAAGUUUGGAAGAAAUGGAGUCCAUUUAAGUGAAGGAAACAAAUGGUGGUCGAUUCUGAGAGCAGAAAGUUCAAUUGCUUCCGCAGCAACAUUAGUUAGAGCAAUCUCUGGAACUUGAGGUUGAGCGGGUGAAGAAGAAUUUUCAGUAGACAGACAAUGAUUUGUAUUUGUAAUUUAUAGUUGAUCGAUUGAAUUAAAUUGGAAAUGAUAUUAUUAUUCAGACCGCGUAGAUGACAACCAACCGUAUGGCAUCGAGUCUUCACCAAAUGAUUGUCUCCGAGCAUACGCACAACUCAUUAAAGAGAUCGGCUAACCAACAGCAACAGCAUGUCAAUCAAUUCCCAACUUAGGAUAUUUCUUUUUCCUAGAAAAGGAAUAAAUAAAUAAAAUAAAUGUAA
Momordica charantia (bitter melon) is the source of this 3024-nucleotide messenger RNA. Its product is annotated as binding protein. Gene Ontology annotation, molecular function: chromatin binding. NCBI's taxonomy places the organism in Eukaryota, Viridiplantae, Streptophyta, Magnoliopsida, Cucurbitales, Cucurbitaceae. The record is from RefSeq and is a predicted model, not a curated record. Gene Ontology annotation, cellular component: nucleolus. Gene Ontology annotation, biological process: DNA replication initiation.